This is a messenger RNA of Esox lucius (northern pike), 1000 nucleotides long. RefSeq names its product microfibril-associated glycoprotein 4-like. The record is from RefSeq and is a predicted model, not a curated record. The transcript has 5 exons. Gene Ontology annotation, biological process: elastic fiber assembly. NCBI's taxonomy places the organism in Eukaryota, Metazoa, Chordata, Actinopteri, Esociformes, Esocidae. Bases 104 to 814 code for a protein of 236 amino acids.
UUCAAUAUAUUCUCAUUUUCUUACAGGAAAUCAAUUCAAAUGUAAAAAAAAAAAUUAUUUAGAAGUUCCCUUGAAAGGCCAACAGAGAUAUAUUCCCAUAACGAUGUUCAGGUUGCUGCUGGUUCUACUGGUCCCCAUGGUGGUACAGUCCUCCCUGAAUCCAGUGGACUGUAAUGACAUCUACAAGUCAGGUUUUGGACAGAACGGGGUCUACACCAUCUACCCUGCUGGACCCACCUCACCUGUCCAGGUGUUCUGUGACAUGUCCAUUUAUAGCAAUGCAAAGUGGACGGUGAUUCAGAAAAGACAGGAUGGAUCAGUAAACUUCUACAGGAAGUGGGAUGAGUACAAGAGGGGUUUUGGAAGUGCAGCUGGAGAGUACUGGCUGGGACUGGAGACGAUGCAUCUCCUGACCAAGACUAGGAAGUAUGAGUUGAGAGUGAACAUGGAGGACUUUGAGGGGAAGAAGGUCUUUGCCCAAUAUUCCACCUUCUCUGUUGGACCAGAGGCUGAAGGGUACAAACUAACAUUAGGUGAUUUCAAAGAUGGAGGAGCAGGAGAUUCUCUAACUAAUCAAAACGGUCAGAAAUUUACAACGUUGGAUAAAGACCAGGAUUCUCACAGCGACAACUGUGCCCAAAUCUUCUGGGGAGCAUUUUGGUACAACCAGUGCCAUUACACUAACCCCAAUGGGAUAUAUGCAUGGGGUGAAUCCACCUAUGGUAUUGGGAUCAACUGGCUGACAUGGAAAGGCUAUACAUAUUCUCUGAAAACCAUUACCAUGAAAAUCAGACCAGUCACUGAACAGAAGUGAUUCAGCUUAACUGCAAAAAAACUCAAUACUUACAUCUCAUCAAUUCCAAUGCUAAACGUGGCCAACUUAUGCACACAAGUAGAAAAAAGCUUUAUUUUUCUGUGUAACUUUUUUGCCAUUUCAAUCUGUCUAUUUUUUGCCUUUUCAAUCUGUCUAUCAAUUCAAUAAAAUGUCUACAGAAUAGAA